Messenger RNA from Anoplophora glabripennis (Asian longhorned beetle), 1237 nucleotides. RefSeq names its product probable RNA 3'-terminal phosphate cyclase-like protein (gene Rtc1). The transcript has 4 exons. Gene Ontology annotation, biological process: endonucleolytic cleavage of tricistronic rRNA transcript (SSU-rRNA, 5.8S rRNA, LSU-rRNA); ribosome biogenesis. Bases 1 to 1137 code for a protein of 378 amino acids. Gene Ontology annotation, molecular function: RNA endonuclease activity. NCBI's taxonomy places the organism in Eukaryota, Metazoa, Arthropoda, Insecta, Coleoptera, Cerambycidae. The record is from RefSeq and is a predicted model, not a curated record. Gene Ontology annotation, cellular component: nucleolus.
AUGACGGCAGUUGUAAAAGGAAACCUAUUAAUAUACAAAGGUUGUAGUUUUCUUAGACAGAGAUUGAUUUUGUCAGUAUUAAGUGGAAAACCUGUUCGGAUAUUAGAAAUUCGAACCCUAGAAGAUGAACCUGGUUUGAAGGAAUUUGAAAUUAGUUUGAUUAGACUUCUUGAUAAAGUAACUAAUGGUACAGUAAUCGAAUUAAAUGAAACUGGUACUUCUUUGUAUUUUCAACCCGGUAUACUUUACGGUGGCGUCAUUGAACAUGAAUGUUCAUUGCAAAGAGGCAUAGGUUAUUACUUGGAGGCAUUGUAUAUGCUGGGCCUUUUCUGUAAGCAACCGAUAGUAGCUACAUUAAGAGGCGUUACGAGUAAUGCUAUUGAUCCAUCUGUGGAUCUAAUGAAGACAUCAAUGUUGCAGACUCUUAAGAAAUUUAUAUUAGAUGACGAAGGACUGGACUUAAAAAUAUGUAAAAGAGGAAUGUUGCCUCUUGGUGGCGGUGAAGUUAUAUUCAAAUGUCCGAUAAGAAAACAAACCAGACCCAUACAAUUGAUGGACGAAGGGAUGGUCAAAAGAAUAAGAGGCACAGCAUAUGCUUUGCGGAUUUCUCCAGCUAUAGCCAACAGAAUGGUAGAUUCAGCAAAAGGGGUCCUUCUCAAUUUCAUUCCUGAUGUGUACAUAAAUACCGACCAAUGUAAAGGAAAGCAGUCUGGAAAAAGUCCAGGGUUUGGAAUCCACCUUAUGGCCGAAACAACCAAUGGAGUUAUUUAUUCAGCUGAACAGGUGUCCAACGUUAUUUCAAAUGGGGAAGAGCCGUCACUACCAGAAGACUUAGGGACGGGAGUGGCUCAGAGGUUACUGUAUGAGAUAUAUUUGGGCGGAAUGACAGAUUCCACAUCUCAGUCGUUAGCCAUACUUUGUAUGGCUUUGGGCCAAAAAGAUGUUUCGAAGCUGGUAACGGGGCCUUUGUCGGAACACUCGAUUUGGUUUUUAAGACAUUUAAAAGAAUUUUUCGGUGUGACUUUCAAACUUGAAAAUUAUGUGAGUGAUGAAGAGACUGGCAGUAAUGGGUCUGAAAAAGUGUUGUUGACUUGUGUCGGUAUCGGGUACACUAAUAUUAGUAAAAGGACUAUAUAAAUCUUUAAUCUUUGUUUUUGUUUUGUGACAGACAUUUUGGUUAUAAAUAAGUGUGGUUAAAUACACAUAAUUAUGUAUUUUUUAUGGUGAAUAAAAAAGA